UGUCGACAGUGUCCACCAAUCAGUGAAGCAAUUACCUAGUGUUCCGCUCCUCUUCCUUCGUGAACGCCUACCUAUCGGACAUGUUAAUUUGGAAAACCAUUGCGGCAAGAACUGAGAGGAAAUGAAAAUAAAAGAAAUUUUUUGAUAAGUGAUUAGGUUUUGAAAAGAAAGGAAACUGUAAGGGACAACCGAAUGUUUUAAAUUUACCGUUGCAAAACAAAACGGACUACUACUCAAUACUAGGCAAGCAUGUCGUCUUGUGUUUCAUGGUAUCCUUUCAAUGAUUCCGCCAUUUGCAGAAAACGGAGACACUCACAUCAGAGCGUGCAAAACCCUUUGUGCGCUAGGUUACUACAUGAGGCAACCCUCAGGUUUACAGUAGUGACUAGGUUUUAUUACAUCUCCUUCAACCUAGGGCUAAUACUUUACAUCCAGCUGUUUUUCCGUUAGCAGAGUCCUGUAAGGUGAAAGCUUGGAGAUAUCAUGGCGGGCAUUAUUUGCAAGAUCUCACGUCAGACUGCUCAUACCCUCCGACAACAUAAUAUAGACGUCGUGAAAUCGAAUUUCAGCCGUUUGGUCGAUGCUUGCCUUUGCUCCUUACCUGGUAAUGGUGUUGGGGCUUGUCUUGUGCGUCAGAACUACUUCUGCAUCAUCGCUCUUCGCGGAUUCGAACACCGUUCCCAGCUCAGAAACGUUGGAGGAGCUGGAUUUAAUCCAAUCCAUAGAUGUUCCCUUUUCGGAUCCUUUGACGCAGUACUUCGUCACGGGGUUUGAUGGGUUCCCCGCAUUCGGGUUCCGCCUAGGGGCGAACAUCAAGCAGCCCUACCGGCUAUUUCUGCCCGAGAGGUUCUACAGGGUUUUCUCGAUCACGGUGGCCUUGAAACCGGACAAUGCGAAUUCUAUGUUUGCGUUUGCCGUGACGAACCCUCUGGAGAACAUCAUCCAGCUGGGAGUGGGUCUGACCCCGGCGGCAGAGCUGGGCUUCACCAACAUCUCCCUCUACUACACAGAUGUCGAGAGACACAUGACGUCACAGACGAUAGCCUCCUUCAUAGUGCCGGAAUUCUUGGGGGCUUGGAGCAGGUUUGCAUUCAGCGUCGGGGAAGAUGAAAUCCAGUUUUUUUACAACUGCGAGUUGUACAACAGCCUCUUGGUCAAACGAGUUCCCAAACAGCUGGUUUUCGACUCGGCGUCGACGCUGUACGUCGGGCAGGCCGGGGGCAUUUUCAAAGGGGACUUUGAGGGCGCCCUCCAGGAGCUCAAGGUCUUCAACGACCCUAGCAGAGCAAAUGUCCAGUGCGACGACUCCAUUUCGUCCUUUGGUUCUGGAGAUGGAAGAAGCGAUAUUAGCAUUGAAGAUGAAAUCUUGUCUGACAUGGAGGAUGACGAGGAAAUCACCCUCCCCUCCUUCGAAGGGUCUGGUUACGACAGCCUUGAUGGACCUCUGCCCCCACCAAUACCCCCGCCGCCCCCUGGGUAUGGCAUCCCAGGACCCAAAGGAGAAAAGGGUGACGCAGGUGAAAGGGGUCCUCCAGGAGAGUCCGUGGCUGGUCCACCUGGUCCUCCUGGUCCUCCCUGUGCGACGGAGGGCGACAUGGGAGGAGCUGUCAAUUUCACGCCGGCAGGAUUUGAAGGGGGGGUGCAGGGUCCUCCUGGCCCAAUGGGCGAAUGUUCCUGCAACAAGUCAUCCUUGGUUGCCAUGGUGUUGACGCAGAUCCCGAAAGGUUCCCCCGGGCCGAAAGGCCCCCAGGGAAGAGAUGGCAUGCCGGGCACCCCCGGGACGGCAGGUACCCCCGGGCCCCCGGGCGAGAGAGGAUACCCAGGACCUCCUGGUCAGAAAGGAGACAGAGGAGAUCAAGGGGAUCCAGGACCCGAAGGUCUUCAAGGCCCCAAAGGGGAAUCGGGCAUGGACGGUGCCCCCGGACUUCCGGGAGAGAGGGGCCCUAGGGGGCCACCGGGGCCUCCUGGUUGGGGUAAUCCAGGAGGCAUUGACGUGGAAAGGGUGAAUGACGGGGAUCAGUCGCGCCUCGGCAUCCCCGGCCUUCCAGGUCCCAAGGGUGACAGGGGUUACCCGGGUCCCAGGGGUACCCGAGGAUACCCCGGUAUCAAAGGCGAGCGAGGAAACACUGGGAAAGAUGGAGGUAAAGGAGAACCGGGUCGCCCUGGUGAACCUGGAUUCUCAGGUCCUAAGGGAGAACAAGGAGCAUCUGGGACGAAUGGAGUUCCUGGCCCGCCAGGAUUCAUUGGUCUACCUGGGGAUAAGGGACAGAAAGGUGACAAGGGUCCACCUGGUAUUGGGGAACCAGGCCCUCCCGGUAGCCCAGGGGGGCUCACGGCUCAUGAUCGACGAAUAAUCAUCGACCAGCUCCUCAACACACUCGAGAGUAAGACGGCUGACCCGGACGGCAGCUUCGGAGCUGGCGGCAUAAAUCUCUAUGAUAACUCGGGGGGAGUUCCUUGGGUGACAGACUACGAUGAUGAAGAUUUCGCUCUGGAGGGAUCAGGACUGGUGGCCUACAAGCCUUUCUAUCCAAAGGGUGGCUUAAGAGGACCACCAGGACCACCUGGUAUACCAGGCAUCCAAGGAUCUCCAGGAAAUCCAGGUAUCCCAGGAAACCCAGGAUUGCCUGGAAUCAAAGGAAUUUCAGGAGUAAAGGGUGCAAGAGGUGAAAAUGGACUGCCAGGACUCCCAGGUGAAAUAGGAUCGCCAGGGCCCCAGGGUUUGAAAGGAGAUGUUGGCCCCAGAGGUCCUCCUGGUCCUAUCACUACCAUUAUCCAGCCUGAUGGGACCAACAUCACUGUUGUAAAGGGCAGCAAAGGAGACCGGGGCAGGCGAGGCAAGCGAGGUCGUCCAGGCCAACCAGGUCCACCAGGGACAUUCGGUGACCUGGGCCUUCCUGGCUGGCCGAAUGUCACUGAAUUUGGACUACCAGGAAGACCAGGUCCACCGGGCCCCCCUGGUAACCCAGGAAUUGGGAUCAAAGGAGAAAAUGGAGCUCCGGGACCACCAGGACCCCCAGGACCUCCAUCACCAUCUUCUGCAGGAGGAUUCUUCAAUGGUAUCCUCGGUGGCAGUAGUUCAGACGACACAAGAAACUCGAAUCCUGGCCCACCAGGUUUGCCAGGUCCUGUUGGGCCAUCAGGUCCCCCUGGACCACCUGGACCACCUGGGUUACCCGCUCAACCACUUAGGGGAAUUGAUGGGGAGAUGUUCAUCCCUGUACCUGGUCCAGCUGGACCACCAGGUCCACCUGGUCCUCCUGGCCCUCCAGGGCUGUCAAUUGAAGGCCCUGAAGGUAGACCAGGUGCCCCUGGGUCACCUGGAAGAGGGUUCCCUGGAAAACCAGGGCCACCUGGAGAGCCAGGUUCCAGUAUACCUGGCCCAAGAGGGAACCUUGGAGGUAUUGCAGAACUACGCCGAUGGAUCUCUGGAAAGCCCAGGAAUAGAGGUCGUGCAGGAGGAGAUGGCAGUGAAAGAUCCUUUGCUGUUGUCCCAGGAGCCAUUACCUUUCCUACAAGACAAGAUAUGCUGAAGAUGAGUGAAGCUUCUCUUGUAGGGACUUUGGCAUUCAUAAUUGAGGAGGAAGCACUCCUUGUAAGAGUGAAUGCUGGAUGGCAAUAUGUUGCGUUAGGAUCUGUGAUCCCCUUGCCCAGCCCUACGCCACCACCAUUAACAACACCCCUGAAUACAGAAAGUGCUCGACCACCACCCCCGGAAGGAAGAUCACUUGUUGUGGAAAAUGAACCUAAGUUACGCCUGGCAGCACUCAACGAGCCAUUUACAGGAGACAUGACGGGAGUUCGUGGUGCUGAUUAUGCCUGUUAUAGGGAGGCUAGAAGAGCUGGUCUUAGUGGAACCUUCAGAGCUCUUCUUACAUCUAGGGUUCAGAACUUAGAUUCCAUAGUCCGUUAUUCAGACAGGAGUCUGCCAGUCGUCAAUCUCAAGGGAGAGAUUCUGUUUAACUCUUGGCGGGAUGCCUUUUCGGGAUCCGGAGGAACUUUUGCACAGAAACCUAGGAUCUUCAGCUUUGAUUUAAAGAAUGUUGUGAAGGACCCCACAUGGCCACAGAAAUAUAUCUGGCAUGGCUCCAACUUGGAUGGAGAAAGAGCUCUUUCAUCAUACUGCGAUGCAUGGCACACUAACGCCAAAGAUGUUGUUGGCUUAGCAUCAUCCUUGCACAAGAAUCGUCUCUUGGGUCAGGAGAGGAUGGGCUGCCACAACUCUUUUAUUGUCCUAUGCAUUGAAGCCACCGGGAAAGCACACUUCAGGCGCAGACGCCAUGCUCCUCACUCACCACAUACAUCUUCAUCUUUGUCAUUAGAACAGGAAAUGACUAGCGAGGAGUAUCAGGAAUUUUUGAAUAAGAUCAUGAAUGAAGAAAAUGUGUGAAGAAACAUCCUUCCAUUAAUUAUAUCUCAAACAGUGAGUGGACUUUCACUUAAAAAAGGCACAGUGGUUGUGAAAGUUGCUUAAGAAUUAACUUUCACAGACAACAGUUUCAUGACAUUAAGUUAUUACUCAUUUGGUGCUGCUUUAAACAAUAGAAACCCAUCCUACUACUUCUUUUUAUCGGACAGUAUAAUACUAAGUAUUACCUUCCAACUUUUACUGAUGGACAGUUGUGUUUAAUCUGAUUUAUCCGUUAAGAAACAACGACUUCCACCUUGUAAUGCUUCUGUCGAGUCACAGAGACAUAAAAUGACGGCAGUAUCUGUUGUUGUACGUAAUAUUACGGGUCGUGGCUCUUUGGAAGUAAAGUUGUUUACUUCAAGUCUUAGUCAGUGUUACCAAUAACUGUUAGCUGUUGUAGCUCUAUUUAGCAAACCCUGGAUUAGCCUUCUGGUACUUCAAUUUACACUUCUAUUUAGAAAGAGAACAUAUGUCUAGAACUGCUCUAGAUUUCAAUGGCCACUCCCAGAAGAUCCAUGCUGUCACCUACUUUGUGUGUUUAGGACAUUGAAAAUUAUGUACUUGACCAGCUCUGAGUCAGAAUGGGAGUAUAAUGAAGUUCUAGAAUUUGGCUUUUGUCUGAGCCUAAAGAACAUCAUAACUGUUAGGCUUUUCGGCACCCGACAGGAAGAUGAUAUACGAACUGAAAGACUUGAGUCAGGGGAUAUGUUUACAUCUGCUUCCUUACAGGAAUGAACAGUUGGUAAUGUCUUGUACUUGUGUAUUCAGAUGUUUACAACAGGUAAGAGAUCAGUGUUGAAUGCAAGGUCAAAAACCAAGAAAGUACAUUGUAAUCUUGCAUUUUAUGUAUUGGUUUCUAUCAGAUUAAUGCAGGAGAAUUAUCUGAAGUUUGUAAGUGCUUAGUUUAUUUACCUAAAAUUGGAAAACUCAUAUACUGAAAUACAAACUUUAGUUUUAUAGAUUAGGUUACAAUUAUGCAAGUUGUUCAUUAGAAGUUAUUAAAACAAGGGACAUUUCGUGUUUUGUAAAGUGAACAAAUUUUAUAUUUUUUUCUCACUAUGUAUUUCUUUCCUCAAUUGCCAAACAAAAAAUAUUCCAUGGAACUUUACAUUAUUACUUUUCUUAUGUUAUUAAUAUAAAACAUAAUAUAAGGUAAUGAACUAUAAACAUUCAAAACUAAUAAGAAAAAAUAAUUCUGUGAAUAGUUAAUUAGAAACAUAACGUUCCAUUUUUUCCAGUGUCAUAUAAAUUAAACUUUAUUUAGGGCCUACUUGUUUUUGGGAAAAUUCUCAUUAAAUUCCCAACACCUUAGUGAGUUUAUAUGAUGCUAUCAGUGUCUUGGAUUCUGACGGAAUCUUUGCAGCAACUGAAAAUGCUUCUUUUAUGUUUUAGGAAUGUAAAUAAAUGUCUAUGUUUGACUUAGAAUGACUCAACCAAGUUGUUCCUAUAUGUUGAGAAAUCAGAGUAGCCAUUCUGCAGUGAGAUAGAAAUCAAUUACUAUUUGAUCUUCCAUUUUUGCCAUUUCACUCGCAUCUUUUACAAUGGUCGUGACAAGUUGUAUGUGCUUUUGAGAGUGUUGUACUUGUUUCCCUAGUAGUGUAUGUAGUGAAUAACUUAAAAAAUAGCUCUACGUAUUACUAAAGAACUGGUUGAUCAUCCACAGGGCUCUGAGAGCUCCAAGAAAACAAAAAAAAGUUUCAAUAAGGCAUUUAAAUAUCAAGUGGAUUUACUCAAUCCUUGGUCUCGUCCACUGAUCAGAUUGCCCCUUCCAACCUCACAUGCCUUUCCUGCUCGAAAGGCUCUAUGUAUUUUAUUCUACUUGACUUAAACUUUAAAAGUCAGAAUUUUUAGUUAUGUUAAAACAUGAAUUCAGCCAAUCUCUUUUUUUUCCCCUCCCUGUUUUAGUCAGCUGACUGUUGAAUUCUUUCCCACCUGAGCUGAGGAUGACAAACUUCCCUUCAAAGCUAGUACAGUAUUCUCCAUACUUGUCUUCCUUUUAGAAUUACCUAUCAAACAGUGGAUAAGUCGUGUAUUAUUAGAAUUUUCUGAUAAUGUUUCUCAUAUUGUACAUUGUUCUAAUACCAGUUAUGUGUUCUUUACAUUUAUGUAGGAUAUAUUAAAUGCUGCUUUAGGGUAUUGCUGCCAUGCAGUUGCAUUAACUCCUAUUUAAUUCCAAGUCACUCUUGAGAAAGUGAGAAUGGAUGUUGAUCCUACCUCUUCUGAAAAAGAAGUCCCAUUAGUGAAAAUGAAUCCAUACAGAAACUAUGAUCUUACUACAUAGGAUCAUACAGAAACCAGCUACAACAUGUUGCUCUUGCAUUCAUGACUGUAAACUUAAAGAUCUUUAUGUUUGAAAUAUUCCUGACUGUGAAGGUUUAAAAGUUUAAAUAUGGAAUGUAACACCUAAUUUCAAAUAUUUAAUUGAUGCUAAUUGGAGAUAGUAUCCUGGUCCUUAUGGUAUUUGAAAACUAGCAGGAUCAGCCUCUCCCCUCAACUUAUAUUCUAUCUUUUUGUGAAAUGUAAGUGACGUUAAGGGUUAAGCUUUAUAAACUAUAGAUAGCCAGUGUUUUACAGAUUUUUAUUGCUAUUUUUGCUCACUAUUUUGUAGAUUAUAGCAUGUUUUAUAUCUUAAUUUUUUUCAUCUUGAAUAUUCUUCAGACUUGAGGUAAUCUUUUAAAUCUUUUAUUUUCAUUAAUCAAGUUUUUAUUCUCUCUCUUUCCUACAUAUUUUAUGGAAAUUAAAUUCUCUCUCUUUCCUACAUAUUUUAUGGAAAUUUAGAAAAAACUGAUCAUAAUGUUAAUAUUUUUUUAAAUUAAGCAAAUAAAAACCAAUCUGUCUUUCAGAAGAUUUAGGAGAAUUGCAGAGUUCUUUCUUCUUUCUUUUCACAUAAAUAAUUUAUGAAAAGUAAGCAAAAAGAACAGUCCUCUCUCCUCACACAAAUGAAAGCUGAACAAAAACACACACACUGUCCCACUCUGUUCAGUGAAAGUGAAACAAAAACAACAAUAAUCUUUGAGGCAAAAAAAAAAAAAAAAAAGUCUAAAGACAUCAAGCUUUACUAGAAUGAAACUGCUUGAUUAUUAUUGUGGGGUAGUGUGAACUAAUGCAUCAUAGCAUCUAUUGCCAAAGCAGUCUUUUAUCUACAUUAUAGUAAUUUCUAAAAUGUCUAGUGUAUAUUAUUUAUGAUACUGAUGAAUCUGUAAUUACCUUUGUAACAUUGAUAAUGUUAUAUGUAUAUGUAUUUUUAUUCCAUCUUUGUUAAUCCAUUUUUAAUAUUUUUAAGUUUCUAGCUUUUUAUCAUUUUAAUGUAUAGUAGUUCUUAAAUUUUUUGUAGUUUUGCUGGUAACUAGUCAUGUAUGUUAUACUCUAGGAGUAAGCCAGCAACAAGCUCUCUAGAAUUGUAAAGUUCAACUAGAUAAAAUAUGGCUGUCAAGCAUCCUGCAGGAUUUUAAGAUUGCCAACAAGUAUCUUACAACAUUCGUUGUAACAGAAGUGUUUUUCGUAAUAUUGUCUUCUGUAAAGCCUGCUGGAAGGUUUAUGAAUUUUUGUAAUAUAGAAUUAUGGGAUAUAUUUGUCUUUUGAUAUCAGUGGCAUUCAGAUAACUAAUAUAUUUUUAGAAUUGCCAGAGUACUGGGCUCAUCUGUGUUAUUUUGGAAAGGUUUCUUAAGGUGCUUUUGCUGUCAACCAUUGCUGGAUGGUUAAAUAAUAUCUGCAAAAUUAAGUGGCAUUAAAGGUAUCCAUAGAAUUGGUUUUAAAUCAUAGGUUAGAUCACAAAAUGUACUAAACAGCACAGCAUUGUAAAGUCAUAAAAUUCAAUUAGUAGUACCGAUAUUGCUAUCCAUUAUAAAUUCUCAGUUGAAGUUACAUGAAAUUGCAGUGCAGAAUUAAAUUGUACCAAGAUUCUUGUUUUGUUGUUUAUUAUACAAUAAACUGUUUCAGAUAUCCUAUAAGAAGUGGAUAAAUAUGACAAAUAUGUAAACAGUCUGUCCUAACUUGGUCAAAAAUAAGUACUACAUUAUAGGAAUACUAAAUUUAUUUUGCCUGUGACAGAUAUUGUAAUUAGCUUUAAUAUUAUUUAUUUUUUGAGCUUAGUGACUGAAAAACAAGUUCUCAUCUGAUUGUCAAGUAGAGGAAAUGUUGGCAAGACAGAAUAUUUUUCUUUAGGUUUAUCACUAUACAUCAAAUUUUUUUUCAUUAAUGUGAUUCAUAAUUGUGUUCUAGUUUUUUUUAUUCAAUUAUGAACAACUUUACUUUUAGCAGAAGGAAUCCUGAUGUUAAAAAAUUACUUUUUGUAACUUAUAGUCACAUAAACCAAAAUACUUUAACUGAAUGCUUUGGUUGCUGUUAUUCAUUGUUUUCAAGUCUUAUUUCUCUUAGAUUAUAUAUGUAAAAUAUCCAGUUACUCAGUUAUUAAAUAUUUUAUAUUCUUCCUUUCUGGUGUAAGCUUAUGAAGUCAGAUCCUCCUAAUUAUCAUAUAAUUUUUUUUUAUUUCACCUUUUAUUUCCCGUAUGUAGUUCCCAUGUAAUGACAAAGUGACAUUAAGCAGUCGACCUCCAGUAUUUGCGUGGGUGUGUACUCCCUUCUAAAAAUGCUCAGAACUGCUUGUUUUGAUAGUUCAAUCACAAAAAUAAAAAUCCUCUAAAAAUGUUUAUGCCUGAGUAUUUUAAUAGUUUUAUCACAAAAAGUGUAUUUAGUCAUGAAAAUUAUAUGAAAAUACAGACUAUUAGUGAAUAUUUCUCCGUAAAAAAAACCAUAAAUAUUGUGUACUACAGUAAGAACCCCGUAUUCGCAGACCCCCCAUGAACAGUUAAAAUCCGCGAAUAGUUAACACCCCCCGCCCCCUUCCCCCUAAAAAAAGGCUUAUAACUGCCUAUCUUGAAAAUUCAAAUACCAAAUGUAAAUUUAAAGUAUCAUCCUACAUCAAAUAGGUAUACUUGAAAUUAUUAUUCUAUUACUGUAUUAAUCUUUGAAAUUAUAUUAAUAUUUCAAAGUCAUCUUAAACAUUUUACCAUUAAAACUAUAGUAUACAUACAGCCAAUAAGAGAGAGAGAGACCAUUGAAUGGGCAACAUCAUAAAUCUGACCAUCAAGAGUGUAAUUAUUUAUGAAUUAUUGUGGAGACAGAAUAAUAAGAGAAAGAGAGAAUAACUCCUUGCAAUAUCAAAAGAACGAAAUGAACCUCUAUGGGCAACGCUUCUUCCCCUCCGUCAAUACGUAUAUCAAACUGUCAUUUACUCCUGCCCCUCCUUUCUUGAAGUGAAUAAAAAGACUGGAAAUCACUAUUUCUUUUAUUAAUCUUAUUAAUUUUUGAAAAUUAGUUAUUAAUUUUUGAAAAUUAGUUAUUAGGUAAAUCAUUUAUUUAUAAUACAAAACAAAUAAACAUAUGUAGUUAAGAGAGAGAGAGAAAAAUUAUAUUAUUUUAUUUAAUGGUGUUAUUUAGUCUCAUUAAACUGAAUAUUAUUUAUCAUAUAAUGUACAUAUUUAACCACUACCCCUUCCAGCAGUAAGAGGGUAAGUAGUUGUAUCCAUUUCUCAUUUUAUGCAUUGGCAAAGAGAGAGAUGAAAGAAGAUAUACUAAUUAGAAAUGAGUUGAAUCCGCUGUCAGUUUCUGUGAGUAAUAUGACAUUUCUGACAGGCCGACCCUCCCCCCUUCCUUCAUAACUUAAAGGAAAAAGAUGCAGGAUGAAUUCUGUUUCUUUAAAUUUUUUAAAUAACUUGCUAUAGAAGGAUAUAAAUAUUGUAAUAACUGUAUUAUUAUUAUUUUUAAUUACAUAUUAUUUUUCAGUAUUGCUUAGAAUGGCUGGCAAUGUGCCAAUGGAGAUCAUGUCAAAAACAGUGGAUUCCAGGGACAAUUAUUAUUCUACAUAGAAAUACAGCCCUCUCUCUCUCUCUCUCUCUCUCUCUCUCUCUCUCUCUCUCUCUCCUUAUUUUCUCGCAGCGUUUCAACUCAGGCUCUGCUGGUAAUCUUCCAGGUGAAGGUUGGAGUUGGACAGAUGCUGUUAGCAGUCCUGUAGUGUUUUAUACCAGUGGUACCAGCUGGGUGCAAUGGGAUGUUGAUAUUUAAUUGGCUGCACGCUGAGGACUGUCUGUUAUUGGCUGCUUACUCACUGCCUCAAGACAGUUGCUGGAGUUGAUGGUUUCCCUGCCGUUGCCUUGAUGAUCGUCUCAGCACUUGGUUGAUAUCUUGGGAAGCUGCAUUUUCACUGGGUCUUCACUCAUUCCUGGUGGUGGUGUCAGUGUUUCCUUCAUCGGGGGUUCAUCUUCAGGAAUAUUGACAGUAUUAUUUGUUAAUACCAUUGGGCCUUGAGUCAGGUUCCGCCUUAAGCUUGUGGGAGGUAGGAAGGCUUCUUGUGUUGUUCAGAGAGGGCUUUUUUCCCCAAAAUGAAUAGCACUUCCAACAAGCACAGAUGCUAUUCAUUUUGGAAAAAAAAUCCCUCCCUGAACACGACACAAGAAGCCUUCAUCCUUCCCAUGAGCUUAAGGCAGAACCUGACCUAAGGACCAAUGGUAUUAACAAAUAAUACCAUCAAUAUUCCCGAAGAUGACCCCCCAAUGAAGGAAACACCGACAACAACACCAGGAAUGAUGUCAUAGAGCAAAGACCCAAUGAAAAUGCAGCUUCCCAAGACGUCAAUCAAUUGUUGAGACGAUCAUCAAGGCUAUGUCAGAGAAACCAUCAACUCCAGCAACUGUCUUGAGGCAGUGAUUAAGCAGCCACUAGCAGACAGUCCUUAUUGCGCAGCCAAUCAAAAAUCAACAUACCUUUGCACCCCGCUGGCACCACUGGUAUAAAGCACUGCAGGACUCCUAACAGCAUCAGUCCAACUCCAACCUUCGCCUGGAAGAUUACCAGCAGAACCUAAGUUGAAACGUUGCCAGAAAAUAAGAAGAAAUAACAAGAAAGAGAGAGAGAAAAACAAGACUGAUGUAUUUCUAUGCAGAAUAAUCAUUGUUCCUUGAAUCCACAGUUUUUGACAUGUUCGCCAUUGGCACAUUGCUUGCCAGUCUAAGCAAUAAUACUGGACAAUCAACAAUAAGGAGACUUGAGAAAGUCCUGUAUAAUAUUAUUAUUAUUAAAUCUUACUAAUAUUUGAAAAUAAGUACUUAUUAUCUGAUAAAUCAUUUAUCAUACAAAAGAAAUAAACAUACGUACACAUAAAACUUCUCUCAUCUCAGUGAUGGAGAGAGAAUUAUUAUUUUAUUUAAUCAUAUUAAACUUAAUAUUUGAAAAUUAGUACAUCAUUUUUUAUCCUAAAAAUGUAGUCAUGAAAAUAACAUCAAAAUACACUAAUUAGCGAAUAUUUCUCCAUGAGAAAGUCUGCAAAUUGCCAAAUUUUUCAUAACUUAUAGAAAGGUUCCACAGAAAAAUCUGUGAAUCUUGAGAACGCGAAUACAGGGGGUUGACUGUAUAUAUGUUUCAUAGAGAAACCCAUGAAUCUCUUGUCCAUGAAUCCAAAACCACAAAUGGGUAGGGUCGACUGUAAUUGUUGUUAUUGUUUUAGAAGAUAGAAAAAAAUAAGAAUUUGAAGGUAAUUUGGUUUCAAGUGGCUAAUAUUAAAUUAACUUAGAAAUUCAUUUCACUGUAAAAUGAAAAUCUUUAUAUGCAAUGGAAAACUUAUGAAUUAAUUUUUAUUUCUCUGAGGUUUUGUCCUAGGAAGAUAUAAUCCAACGUUUUGCCAAUUAAAUUUCCAAUAUCAUCCUUUUAAUACAUUAUUCCUAUUUAUUUGUAUUAUGUAUUUCUUUAUACAGCAGAUUGUAUGGAGCUAAAUAAGUACAAGAACAGGAUAAUUCAUUUAAGUUCUGCCAACUUUUGAUACAAUUAAUGUGCUGAACAAGUUUCCAUAGAAGAGACCAUCCCUUGUAGAUAAGAGGAUAAGCAGAGUCAACAGCAGAAAAGAAAUAGAAAAACAAAGAAAAAACAGAUAAAUACAGUAUGUACUGGCAACUCUGCUUACUCAAGUCUUAGGUAAUACUAUAAUUGUAAAAAAGUUGUCUCAUGGUCAUGUCUGAAUCAUGCCGACAUUUAUUUGUGUAAAUUUUAGGCAAAUAAAAUCGUGAAGAUGGGAUGUGGUGCAUUCUGGGUAUAUGGAAAUUGAGAGCCUUUCCAGUAUAUUUAAUUUUAUUUUGCAACUGUCAGUUUGUGUUAAAAAAUUAAGAAAAUUGCUGUAAUGUUACACACAAGUUUUGAUUUCACUUUACCAAUAUUAUGUGCAAAAAAAUAAUAAAGAUUUUGAAAUGU
Messenger RNA from Macrobrachium nipponense, 12649 nucleotides. RefSeq names its product collagen alpha-1(I) chain-like (gene Mp). Gene Ontology annotation, biological process: extracellular matrix organization. The transcript is spliced from 33 exons. Bases 581 to 4390 code for a protein of 1269 amino acids. Lineage: Eukaryota; Metazoa; Arthropoda; Malacostraca; Decapoda; Palaemonidae. The record is from RefSeq and is a predicted model, not a curated record. Gene Ontology annotation, molecular function: extracellular matrix structural constituent conferring tensile strength. Gene Ontology annotation, cellular component: basement membrane.